AUGGCGGAGCACCUGAAAGAUAAAUUGGAAGAAUACAUGGCCCGGUUUUCCAAAGUGAGAAUUGUUCGAACCAAAAAACGGGAAGGACUCAUCCGAACUCGACUCUUAGGUGCAUCUAUGGCAAAAGGAGAAGUCUUAACUUUCCUGGAUUCUCACUGUGAGGUCAAUGUGAAUUGGCUGCCUCCUUUGCUUAACCAAAUUGCUCUAAAUCGUAAAACCAUUGUGUGUCCUAUGAUCGAUGUCAUUGACCACAAUCACUUUGGGUAUGAAGCCCAGGCGGGGGAUGCCAUGAGAGGAGCCUUCGACUGGGAAAUGUACUACAAAAGAAUCCCCAUUCCUCCAGAACUUCAGAGGGCAGAUCCCAGUGACCCUUUUGAAUCUGAGAGGAAAACCUACCAAGAAUUUGUAGUACACCCUGCAGACAUCUGUGCUACCCAAGAGGGAUGCUUAUCUUGGAAAAACAGUCAAGCUUAUCAGGAGCCCAAGAUAGGGAUUCGGGAUCCAGGAGAUACCACUCUGAGGCACAUCAAGUGUAACUGUGUAGUGGAUGAGUAA
Sarcophilus harrisii (Tasmanian devil) is the source of this 555-nucleotide messenger RNA. RefSeq names its product polypeptide N-acetylgalactosaminyltransferase-like 6. Gene Ontology annotation, cellular component: Golgi apparatus. The record is from RefSeq and is a predicted model, not a curated record. Lineage: Eukaryota; Metazoa; Chordata; Mammalia; Dasyuromorphia; Dasyuridae. Bases 1 to 555 code for a protein of 184 amino acids. The transcript is spliced from 4 exons.